Messenger RNA from Lycium barbarum (goji berry), 3081 nucleotides. Its product is annotated as protein argonaute 4B-like. Gene Ontology annotation, molecular function: RNA binding; protein binding. The record is from RefSeq and is a predicted model, not a curated record. Bases 1 to 2673 code for a protein of 890 amino acids. The transcript is spliced from 22 exons. Gene Ontology annotation, biological process: regulatory ncRNA-mediated post-transcriptional gene silencing. Gene Ontology annotation, cellular component: cytoplasm. NCBI's taxonomy places the organism in Eukaryota, Viridiplantae, Streptophyta, Magnoliopsida, Solanales, Solanaceae.
AUGGCGUCUAUGGAGUUAUUGCCAAACUUGCCACCACCUCCCCAAGAAAUUCCCCCAGGUGUGGUUCCCAUGAAAGUUGAACCGCGGAAAGGAUGUGGAUCAGUUAGGGAGAGAUUGAGGCCAAAUUUUAACCAGAUGAACGGACCUCGUCCAGGGGUCAAGGGAAAGAAGAUACCUCUGCUGACAAAUUAUUUUAGAGUAUGCUUUCAAGGCGGCAUAAGCCAACUCUAUUCAUACAGUGUUAACGUCUACUAUGAAAAUGGGGACCCCGUCACUAGGAGCAACUUAAUUAGAAAAGUGAUUCAUAAACUCUGGGAGAUACACAGCCCUGAGUUAGAAGGACAAGCAUUUGCUUCUGAUGGGCAACAACGCUUAUUCACAACUAGUCCUCUACCGCAGAACAAGCAAGAUUUCACAGUCGUUCUUGAUUCUGCAACAUCAAAAAGGUGCAAGACAGAUGGUAACCUUAGCAAUGGAGAAUCAAAUGAAGGUGAUCAAAAGAGGCAGAAGAUCAUAUCCCGAUACCAAACGUUCAAAGUCCAGAUAAAGUUUGUCUCCGACAUCCCCUUUCAGUCCAUGCUUGAUGGGCCGCGUGGAGUAAAAUCAGGAAAUAAUGAAGUUCUGUUUGCAUUAGACACCAUUUUGCAACACUCUAAUACAAAAAGGAAUUGCCUUCUGCUCCGCCAAUCGUACUUCCCAAAUGAGAUGAAAAACUUCAUGGACUUGACUGGUGGUAUCCUUGGAUGCCGAGGUUUCCAUUCAAGUUUCCAAUCUGUUCAAGGUGGAUUAUUUUUUAAUCUUGAUGUAUCUACUACAGCAAUUGUACAGCCAGGUCCACUAGUUAACUUUCUAAUGGCCAACCAAAAUGUGGAUAACCCCUUCAAAAUCGACUGGACUAAGGCAAAUAUCUUGAAAAAUCUCAGAAUUAAGCUAUCACACUCCAAUAGAGAACACAAAAUCACUGGACUUAGCAACAGGCGAUGUAAAGAGGAGAAGUUUCUUCUGCAACUGAGGGGAUCCGAUAAUCAUAAUGUCCAGACUGUUGAGGUGACUGUUUAUGAUUAUUUUGUUAGGAGACUCGGAAUAGAACUCAAUUAUUCAUCAAACUUGCCAUGCAUCAAUGUGGGGAGUCAGCUCCAUCCCCAGUUCAUUCCUGUUGAGCUCUGUUCAUUGGUUUCGUUACAACGAUACAAAAAAGAAUUAUCGGUACACCAAAGAUCCUUAUUAGUGAACAAGUCCAGCCAAAAGCCGAUGGAACUCAUGAAACAUUUAAAUGAGGAACUUAAAGCCAACAACUAUGACACAGACCCCAUGUUGCGCACUUGUGGAAUCUCAAUUAAUAAAUGUUUUACUGAAGUAGGAGGAAGAAUUCUAUCUCCUCCACAGUUGAGAGUGGGAAACAAGCAAGAUCUCGCUCCAAGAUUUUCGCGCUGGAGCUUUAAUGACAAGAUAUUUGUAGAGCCAAAAGGCAUUGAAUUUUGGGCUGUGGUGAACUUCUCUACUGGUUAUGAUGUACGUGCUUUCUGCAUUGGAAUGACGAAAUUGGGUGCAACAAAGGGAAUGAACAUUCAUCCCCCAGAAUUUGUGUUCGAAGAGAAUGCUAAGCAUAAGAAGAAACCGGGUUCUGUUCAAGUGAAGAAGAUGUUUGAACAAAUAAUGUCGAAAUUUCCCAAGGAUCCUCCUCGAUUCCUUUUCUGCUUUCUUCCUAAGAAGUUCUCUAACUUAUAUGGUCCAUGGAAGAAAAGGUGCCUAAUGAACUUCGGAAUUCGUAACCAGUGCAUUGCAAAGAACAGAGCUGAUGAAACUUAUCUUGCUAGUGUUAUCUUAAAAAUUAAUGCAAAAGUUGGUGGUCUGAAUUCUAUGUUAUCAGCUGAACUUUCACAGACUAUUCCCUUGGUUUCUAAAGUUCCUACAAUGAUCUUAGCAAUGGGUGUUACACAUGCCCCGUCUUCACGGUCAGAUUUACCCUCCGUUGCUGCAGUGGUCAGUUCUAGACAGUGGCCGAUGAUUUCUUGCUAUAGAGCAUCUAUUUGCACCCAACCACCAAAGACCGAGACUAUACAUUCACUCUUUAGACCAGUUUCAGAUAGCGAGGACACAGGCAUAAUCAGGGAGCUGCUGAUGGAUUUUUAUGCUAGCUCCGGGAACAGGAGGCCUGAACAGAUCAUUGUAUUCAGACACGGUUUAAGUGAAUCUCAAUUCAAGCAAAUUAUCAGCGAAAUGGAGGAAAUUAUUAAGGCCUGCAAGUUCCUGGAUGAGACUUGGUCUCCUAAAUUCGCUCUGAUUGUUGCACAAAGAAGACACCACAAUAAGUUAUUCCAAGCUAAUUCCAGUGACAAUAUUCCUCCUGGCACAGUCGUCGAUACUAAAAUUUGUCACCCUCUGUAUAAUAACAACUUCUACAUGUGUGCACAUGCAGCAAGAGUUGGGACUAGCAGGCCAAUUCACUACUUUGUUCUGUUGGAUGAGAUUGGCUUCUCGUCCGAUAAUGUGCAGGAACUAGUCCAUUGUUUAUGCUAUGUGUCUCAGAGAUGCACCAGUGCUAUAUAUGAAGUGGCUCCGAUUCGUUAUGCUCGUUUGGCUUCGGCUCAGAUGUUAGAAAUUAUGAAGACUGAGGGGCCUCAGCUGCCAAAAUUGCACAAAAAUGUUUGCAAUACAAUGUUCUUCUGCUGAGAUUCAGCACCAUAAUCUGCUAAAACGUGCAGUUUUCUUUAUAUUAAAAUGUAUAACAAUUAAGCAAGUCUAAAAGGAACUGGGAUUACAUAGAAGACUUUCUGAUUUUGUGAACAAAUUACACCUCGGGAUGGGCUUAUUACUACAUUAGUAUGCAAGUAGGACCACUAUCUAUUUAUUACAAGCUUUUUUAGAAGAUCUUCAAGGCAAUGACUAGCUUUUCUUGUAUUUUCAUGCGAAGCAUUAUGCUUUCUAUUUUAACCUAUUUUGUUAUUUGCUCCACUUGAAAGCUAAUUUGGUUGUUAUUCAAGUAUUUCUAAUAUUCUUAAAUUUCGAGCUCAGUUAAAUUAAGAUAUAGAGUGAAAAAAAUGAAGUAAUUAACUAUGAUUAAGUGAUACAAAUAAAUGU